This is a messenger RNA of Suillus discolor, 2373 nucleotides long. RefSeq lists its product as uncharacterized. The transcript has 7 exons. Lineage: Eukaryota; Fungi; Basidiomycota; Agaricomycetes; Boletales; Suillaceae. The record is from RefSeq and is a predicted model, not a curated record. The coding region runs from base 1 to 2373 and encodes 790 amino acids.
AUGUCCCCUGCAGGCGAGACUGGCACUUUGUCUACACCUCCACGCGCCAAUGCACCAGCUUCAGGUGCUAGCAAAAUAGAAUCCACACCAAACAGCCGUGGGGCUUCCGUCGUCAGCGAGCACAUCGGCGUGCUCGGUGUCAAGGUCAAGAAAAUCCGCCCAUGGAUUCAACGCGAUAUUGAGCAGGUUAAGGAGUGCAAGGCAGAUGCCAUGCUGCAAGCCCUCCUGCAGCGCGCUUCUUCCGCUCCCGAGACCGAACAGCCCGAGCUUUUGCAAAAGUGCUUCAAUGCAGUUCUGCCGGUUUGCAAUGGACAGGCCUCCACUGCGUUGGUAAAGUCUUCUGAUAUUGAGACAGCCCUCAGCGAAUACGUACUUCCAGGAGUAGAAAACAACUUCUACGGCCCUUUCGUAAAAGCUACCAACAUUGCUCUCGCUUGUCUUGAGGAGAUCAAGGUCGACGGGAUGCGUGUUCCUGUCCCCACGGUGGACAUGAUCUGCCAGCAGAACGACAUGCCCAUGCACCAAACCCACCAGACCGUGACAUCAACUCGGAAGCCCGACCUCGUGAUUCUUCCUUUGAAUAGCGCAUGCGCUUCCUUCCAGGAUGAGAAGGGCAGCAAAAAGCGCAAACAAAAGGAUGACAAAAAGGAUGAUGAGAAGGACGAAACGAACCAAGAAACGAACGAGAAGAACGACGGCGAGCAGCGCAAGAAGAAGCGCAAGGCUCACAUGGACACGAAUGCAACGGCAAAGCCGCACAAGCUCCCCUGGAAAGAUGUUCUAGCUUGCAUCGAGUUCAAGAGAAAGACGAAAGGGAUUGAAGGAACCCCCCUCUUCGGCUCCAGGCCCAGCUCCAGACCCUUCUCAGACCUCAGCAACACGAACUGCGUCCGACACUGCAUCUCGAUCUUCCGGCCUUACUGCUACCCAGCCUUCCCUGGGCGAGUCCAGCUCCAAGCGCAAGGCCACAGACACUUUGGAAUCCGCCAGCGAAAAAAUCCAAGGGGAACCACGACGACAGAGACGCUGACGCGUACGGACGUGGAUGCUGAUCUAGAUGUGACCGUUCAGACGGGUCUGUACGCCGCCGAAAUGUUUGCAGCGAAUCUUGCAGUCAACUAUCUGCUUAAUAUUAUUGUCAUCGACGAUGUCGCGUGGAUCUGGUAUUAUGAUCGACAAGGGAUCAUUCAAUGCUCAGGCAUCAACUUCAUUCAAGAUCUCCCGCGAUUCAUGGUGCUGCUGUAUGCUUUACAACGAUUCGAGCUUCACGAUUGGGGCCGAAACAAGGACCUCCUCCCGGUCCAAGUCGAUGAGAAACUAUGCCACGAAUUCAGAAUCAAGGAUGAAAAACUUGGAGAGGUGGAUUUGCUGCUUCACACCAGUCACGACGAAAGAGUGACGCACUACGGACUGCAAGGACGGGCCACCAACGUGGUCCCUGUCACUAGCGAAGCGCUCACGAAGAAAUACGGCAAGUUCGAGGAUGGGAUGGUGGCCAAGAUCUUUUGGGGAGAGGCGAGUCGCACUAGCGAGCCGGAGAUCCUGAAAAAGGUUGAGGAGAUCGCUAAGAGGCACACAACUGUCCAAGACCACGUUCUGAGCUCCUUUGGCACCACACGUUCACAAAUCCCACGUCCGCAAUGCGAGAAGCGCUUGACGUUCCGGAACCCACUACGGGCAGUCGCGUGCUCUACAUUCUUGUGUUCCGCAAGCUCUUCCCCAUCACUCAGCUUCACGACAAAGAGCUUUUCGACGUAUGGCGUCAAUGCAUCCUAUGAAGGGGUUUAUCAUCGAGACGUCAGCCCUGGAAAUCUGAUGUGGUACUGGAAAAACGGCAAGCGGAUAGGCGUUUUAAACGACUACGAUCUAUCCUCGUUGGCGGACGACCCAGGUCCUCGAGGCAACGAGCGCACAGGCACAGUGCCGUUCAUGGCGCUCGAUCUUCUCACCGAAGAGGGUCAACGAGGUGAAGUCAAACACGUAUAUCGUCAUGAUCUGGAGUCGUUCAUGUGGUGCUUCGCCUGGAUCUCCUUGCGUUAUGAGAAAGGAGUCCCUCUACGACGGAGAUUGCGCCCCUUGGAUGAAUGGGCGACUCUAGACGCUGUAACAUGUGGCGAAAAGAAGUACUAUUUUCAGGGUCAUAUGAAGAAACUUCCCGCACGCUCCCACAUAGACUCGUCUCUAUGGGCGUUCCUUGUAGACUGUUUUAAGGUGCUUAAAAGGGAUGCCGACGACCGAUACUAUCUUAGCCUUGAAUGGUCAUCGAGCUCAGGAGAAGGCAAGCAAUCCAACGCUCAGGACCCAGAUCCCGAUGCCUUUCUAUCUAGAUUUACAAGUUUAGAGGGUUGGACUAAGCUCAGCGAGCCUGAGUGA